This is a messenger RNA of Lymnaea stagnalis (great pond snail), 13755 nucleotides long. The record is from the annotation of a GenBank genome assembly. Lineage: Eukaryota; Metazoa; Mollusca; Gastropoda; Lymnaeidae.
GUUCACAUGCGCCUAGUUUGAAAUACCUGCGGAUAGUCAACAAUGGUUGCUUGACAUGUUUUAUUAUUCAUAAUAAUAGUAAUAGUCACAAAUUAUAUAUUUCAACGGCCUUACCAUUUCAGCUAUUAUGGAUGUACCUGGGUAAGUUGAAUAUAUAAAUUUGUUCAAGGCAAAUGUUGUUUUUAUUAAAUAUGAGCUUUAUAUUUGAUGAGAAAAAGGGUGAGUGAAUAUUCCCCUCUGUCUAAUGACUAAUCAAUCUUGUCCUGGUGGUCGCGACAUCGUCGACCCUCUUUGCCAAUCUUUGGUUUCCCUCCCUAAGCACUGUACUCUACGCUUUAAGUCUUAAGACUUAUUUAAAAUUCACUAAUACAUACAAUAAUUUAAUUUCAUCAUGAUCUCUAGACAAAUCUAAAUAAAAUUAAAUGUACUCAAUAUACUGUAAUGUGAGAAAGUUCAUAAAGUGUCAAAUUUUGGUCUUUUUUUUUGUUUAGAUGACUCCACCUUUACACUGAGUCUGAGUGUUGUCUUCUUCAGUGAAGUCUAAUUCUUUACAACCAGUCUCCAGCUAAAGAGGGGUCCAGGGACCUCAGCUGGAAACUGUUUACUGUUUAUUGAAAAAGGCUCAUUUUAACUAUGAAAUCUAACCUAGAAAUCUACUUGGGGCACUCAGUCUUUUCCUGUGUCAUAUGUUUCACUGAUGUGAUGUGUUGUUUUGUGUCUGAACGUCCACCAUGACAAUCCUAAAAACAUUAUUGCAAACUGUGCACUCGGAUUCACUUUCAUAGCGUACCUUUUUAAUAUAGUUCCACUCUUUGGAAUGCUCCUCCAUAAACUUACAUUGACGCUUGGGCAUCAUAGUUAUUGUCUUCAUGAGAAGAUAAUAUAAAAUUAAAGAAUAAAGUUCAACACCCAAAACAAACACCUGACACGAACAGGCCAGAAGGGAUCACACACCCAAGACUAACACAUUGCACGUAGCGGUAGCUGAAUCAAAAUAACAUAUCGCCUCCUCUCCCCCCCCAACACACACACACAUCGCAGCUUCAAGUCUUGUGUCUUUCGCUGGCUAUACAUUUACAUAUAAGAUCUAUGGCAGGGACACUGUGGUGGGUGGGAACAGUGCAGCCAUCAUGCGAGCCCACAUUACUGCCACUGGCUACACAGCUAGCCAAAAUAUUACUUGAAGAUUUGAAAUUGUUUUUGGUUUUAAAAAAUGGGACAUUUAGGCGCCCCGAGAGACUUUUUCGGGAAUCCCGUUUUUACGGGACGUUCGGUCACCCUACUUUGGGCCUAAAAAAGCUUAGAGCUAAAUCUCAUAAGAAAAUGGUUUUGAAUUAUUAGGGCAGCUGUAACUGUAACUAAGCUACUAUGAGCUCAUUCCACCCAGCAAUUUAAGCAGCAUAAUUAAUAAUACAUAGACGUAGACAAUACAGUUUAACACAACUGUUGAUGAAUCUGGACAAAGUCAAAGGUUGAACCCUUUUUACCAUUUUUCAAGAGUGACAACUGAUUAUUAUCCUACCCUAAAUUAGCCUACAUAUUUAAAAUUAAGCGGUGGAAGCAUCAUUAUAAUCAAUUUGUCAACAAAAACUUUGGAAAGGCAGGAAUUUAUAAUUAGGGCCUAAGCUAUCUAAACUACUGUCUUUCUUUUUAACACUCUCACUUAAGAAUUAAUUAGACAUUUGUAGGCCCCACCUACAACUUUUCAUAUAAAAUUACGUAACUUGAAUUAUCUAGGCUCUUUGCUAAUUGAAAUAUAAAAGAAAUUUUAAGGAAAAUAGAAUAAAAGAGUAAUUAGUAGGGGCCUAAUAAUUAAUACUGUCAUUACGAGAAAGUAAAAAUCAGUAUGGCACAAAAUGGUAGCUCUUCUGACUCAUUGCCAUAUGUGUACAUCUGAAAAAAGACUGUUCUAAGUAAAAUACAACAAACCCAUCUAAAAUGGUCUUGUAAACUGCGCAAGGUAGCUUUUCUUGUCCAGGGGUAAAACCUGUGGGGGAAAAAACUGACAAGAUAGUAGCAUUCUUAGCCUAGGGGGCCAUUCAUAAAUGAUGCACACUGUUUUGCUAUUCUCUCUUUCCCCCCCCCCCCCCCCNNNNAAAAAAAUUUAAAAAACCCGGAAAAAACCAGAGUUUGGGGGGGGGGGGGGGGGGCGCAAUGCAAUAGGUACUGUCAAUGCACUUGUAAAGUCUUAAUUAAAGGCGGCAAACCCCUGGAUGACCACUUUUAAAAAAAGGUAUUCAUGUUGACACAAAUAUUUUAUUGUUUGAUUCUUUUAAAAUUAAAAUAAAAGUGAUGUUGAUUUUGUGUUUGUAUUUUAUUACCAGUAAUACCAGCCCAUGCAGGGAGCAAACAAGGUUUGCUUUCUCAAAAGUUAUUGAUACUUCACUUCAAGAGUUGUAUCGGAUUUGGGAUAAAAUGGGAAUUGAUGAGAGCCAGAAAAAAGCCAGAGGAGACACAGCAGUCAUACAUGUAAGAAAUCUCAUGCAAGACAUGGUGAAAGAGGAGGUCCUUCUGAUGAAUAAAGUUGAAAAGACGAUAGAAGAUUUUUCAGAGAAGUUAGCUCAGCUUUGUGAUGAGCUUUCGCUCCCUCAAGUGAAAGUGAGUGCUUCAUUUUUUUCCAUUUAAUGGCUAUGCGUUUACAUAUUUGAUUGAUGUUAAUUUAUUUACCAGAAAAUAAAUUAAAUCGUAGAGAAAGAAAAAAAAUUUGUCUGCCAAAUUACAUUAAUCUAAUAUCUAGUUUUAGGAAGCUAUUUACUCAUGAAAAAUAUCCCCUUCUAAAAGAAUAUUAAUUUAUAUAAAGAAGUUUUUGUAUAUAUCAUUAACAGGUCAUAAACUUAGAAGCAGUUGAGCAAGCUUUAAAGAAAUAUUUAAUUUAUCAAUCCGCUAACUAAAUAUGAUACAUUAUUAGGAGGGGUCGGGAAGGAACAUCAAAUUGACAAAAUUAAUAGUUGGCUUUUCUGAGCCAUGGUUGUUGGUACUUUCUUAGUGUCGGUAAAGAUAAACAGAAUUAUUCUGAUUCCAAUUUACCUUGGGGAAGUAUUAAACUUUUGCCUUGAUCAUGUUUGCUUUUGUACCCAUAGAGGUCUGUACACUGCAACUAUUUUCAAUGGAUGUGUUUGAGUUUAUUAAUUUAUUUAGGGAAACAAUACAAAUUUUGCUAAUAAUAACAAUCAAUAUUUUAUGUGUAAACAGUUUUAAUAUUUAACCUUUAAUUGUAUUAAAUUUAAUGUACCAGUAUUAGUUCAUAACUGCUAUUUAACUUUGAAGCAAAUAUUCUAUACAUAUCAUUUUAUAUCAUUAUCAUGCGCGUUAAGCUUUCUUUUUCUUUGAAGUUGCCAUUGAAAUAUAUUUUAAACAGUUACCUGGAAAUAUGACGAUGGUGCAAAAGGAAAAGAUUUUACGUCAGAAGGUUGAGACCAUGAACAAAGAAAAGAAUGACAGACUUACAAAAUAUAAAGACUUGCAUACCAGAGAUCAGUACUUAUGUGAUGUCAUGUUAACUACUCCUUAUUAUAUCCCUUCUGGGACAGUACCAACUCUAGAGCAACUUAAAGAGAUGGAAAAGCAUGUUGUCAAUUUAAAUGCAGAGAGAGUAAGUAAAAUGUUGAUUGGGUGUUUAACAUGGAUUUUAAGCACCAUUUCACUUAGCCAUUUCAAAGACAUUUUUCAGGAUACAUGCUAUUUCUGUUCAAAGUGUGCUGGGGAAUGCUUGAAAUUUAUAACAGUUAGCUCUUCCUAUAACUUUAAAACCCCUACCACACAUAAAAAAACAAAUGUUUUAAUUAAAGUAAAAUGAAAAUAACUACCAUAUUUAUUGGUGUUUAACACUCACUUUUUCUCUCACUUUAUUGUGAAAUGUUCUGCUUCCAACUUUACGAUCUAUAAGAUAAUUAACAUUUUCUAUUGAAAUUAUGUCUAUUUACUAGGACAAUUAGCAUUUUCUAUUGAAAUAAAUUCUAUUUACUAGGACAAACGCUAUGCAGAAUUAGUUUCCACCAAAGCAAAGAUUAUUGAGUUGUAUCAUACUAUGGAGAAUGACCCAGAUACUACAUUAGGUCGUGAUCUGAUAUGUGAAGAUGAUGAUCAUUUAAGUUUGUCCUCAAAAAACAUGGAAGAUUUAAAACGAUUGUGGGAGGAGGUAAGUCAUAAGUCCAGACCUGUUUACCCUCAAACUCUUAAAAUCGUACAAUAUCAUAACAAAAUCGUUUAAUACAUUAUCUUAAUAGUAAAAAAUAAACAUACAGUGUAUAUAUAAUGUAUAAACCUCAAAAUCGUACAUUAUACGCCAAAAUCGUAAGACUAAACAGGUCUGUAAGUCUUAUUGAAUGAUUGAUUGAUUGAUUUGUAAUUUUUGGGGGGCAUAAUACAUUAGAUAAAAAGCAGACACAGGAAAGUGAAAAAUAAAUUCAUUUUGAUUUAUUGAGGUAGUCUUGAAACUAUUGGUAAAGUUAAUUUUUGUUCUAUUGUUUUUAAAGUGUUAAAGAUGUUUUUUUCCUAAUUAAAUGUUAUUUGUUGUAAAAUUAUUAGUUAUCCAAAAAAGACUCUGAAAUGAAACAAGAGACAGCAGACCUUUGGGACAAACUCAAAGCUCUUUGGAAUAGACUGGAAACUCCUGACAUUGACAGGGAGGCAUUUGAGCUUAAUCAUGAAGGUCAUGGAAGAAAGGUUAUUUCAGCUCUGAAAGAGCAGAUUGCUGCCUGCGAACUUCUAAAAUUUCAAAAUAUGCAAAGAUUUAUUGAUGGCAUAAGAAAUGAGUUAGUAUCAUGGUACGAAAAGUGCUUCUUCAGUAAUGAACAGAGGGAAAAGUUUACAGCAUAUACUAAAGGUUAGUUUUACUUUCAUUUAAAAAUGUACUGUCAACAAGGUUUUAGUUUAUUGGCUGAAAACAUGUAAAAUAAAGAAGAUCUCCAAUUAUGAUAAUAUAGUAGAGUCUGCAAGGAUGUUCUUUUAAUGGCGAUCCAUUAAUGAAAUGUUUAGCUAUUUUAAGACAACUUUAAAAAAUGUGAUGUAGCAUGUGAAAAGAUUGAAAUCAUUCACUGUUAACUUAGAUCAAAACUCUUAUUUAUAUACAAUUUUGAAAUAACUGUUUUUUUCUAUCUUGCUUAAUUUAAAAACAAAUUUAUUAAAAAUUAACCUCUGCAUAUAAAUAAAUUUUGCUAUUAGUUAUAUUCCAUGAAUUCUGAGCUUUUAUUUCAACAAGAAAAGAUGAUACACAAAUGUAUUACACAUUUUUUGCAUGAUUUGAAACCUUAUGUCCAAUCCUGUGUAUGCUUUUUAUUUUAAUUUUUAACAUGAUUGAUUGUUUAAAAUUAUACUUACAGCUGAAUGUACAGAAGAAUUGCUGAAAGCUCAUGAGGAUGAAUUAGAAAAACUAAGACAAUACUACAAUUUGCAUAAAGAUCUGCUUGAAAAAAUUGCUAGAAGAGAGGAACUGUUUAAAAAUAUGCUGGUCUUUGAGGUAAAUCUUUCACUUAUUUAUGGUUUCAUUUUUUGUGUAAAAACUAAGCAUCUGCUCUGAAAUUUGGAAAAUCUCCUGUUGGAACAAUUAUGUACCGUAACAAAUGUUUUUAUUUUUGAAGCGAUAACUUUCCAUUGCUCAAACAACAAACAGUCAAUUUUAUUACAGCUUUAGUAGAAUGACUGAAUAACAAUAAAAACUGAUAUUAGUCUUGAACUAAAAUCAAAUAAAUAGAAAUUCAUAAGAAACUAAUUAAACUAUUAGUUUUUAAAGAGUCAACCUAGUUAAUAAUCUUUCAAACAACAAAUUUAUGCUCAUAUCUAAAUUAUAUCUUUAGUAAUCACUUAGCUGUAACUAAUUUGUUUAUGGUGAAUGUAACUUGACAUUUUUAUAAUUAAAUUAUAUUUACAUAUGAAUUUUCAGCUUUAAUUUGCUUAAGAUUCUUGUGUAUUUUAUUUUAGGAAAAAGCUAGUGAUCCCAAUAGGUUCUUUAAUGACAGAGGUGGAAAACUCUUGCAGGAAGAAAAGGCAAGAAAAAAACUUAUGAAGGAUUUACCAAAGGUUUGUUUACCCUCUUGGAUUGAUAAUUGGAGAUUUUUUAAAAUUAUAAAAGCUUCUAUGAAUGUACUAAAUCAGAAGUUCCUUUACAUAAUUAAAGUGAGCAACGGAUUUGAUUUCUAAAAAUGGAGCCUAAACUUAAAGAAUAGAAAAUAAUUGUACAACCUUCAUUAAAUGAUCAAACAUUCAACAUAUACUCUCCUUUUCAUGAAUUUAGGUUGAAGAAGAUGUUGGUGAAUCCAUUUCAAAGUGGGAAAAGGAGUCUGGAAAAGAAUUUCUUGUUAACGGCAUGCGCUUUCCACAGUAUGUUGAGAAACAGUGGGAGGACUUUCAUUUACAUAAGGAGCAGCAGAAACAAUCUAGAGUAAUUUUAUUUUACAAACUAUAGAGUUAAUAAUUCAGUCUGAAAAAAAAUCAUUAUUUUUGGUCUGUUCUAUUAAAUUUCAUUUUAAGAGCUUUUAGUUUCUAAAUUCCACAGUUGAAUUAAUUGAUAGCUUUUAAAGGCAUUUAAGUGAAAAUCUAUUCAGUUUAUAUUAUAUCAAGCCAUUUUUUCUCAAAAUUAGCUUGCAUUAUAUAGACUAUUUGUUCUUUGGCACUGAUUUUUUUGAAGUGAUUGCAUUUAUGUCAUCUGCAAUCAAAUAAACUUUAUUCAAGUAGACCACAGUCAUAUGUAGUGUGUACUAAAAUGAAAUAUACUAAAAACUGUGGAAACUUCAAAUUUAAAAGAAAACAAAUCGCAAUAACACAAGGCGUAGAACAUAGAUAUAUUAAAAAUGCUGAUCUUACCCAAGUGCAGCUUAAGUGCUUGUGGAGUCAGUACCAAUAACCACCCAAUUUUUUACAUUUUUUUUUUUAAUAUUUGAAAAAUUAUUGUCUUGAAAUUUUAAAUAAUGGGUGAAUUCCGGUACUGGCUUUAAGUUCAAAAUAUAAUUUCUAGACUUUUUAAUUAAUUACCCAUAAAAUUUUUAAGAAACUUGGUCCUCAGCUCAAGGCACGUGCUAAGCAAACUCAAGAUGAGAUGCUUUAUGGAAGUAAAUCUGUCUCCCAGACACCUAGUAAACGAAAGGUCCCCUCUGUCACUACACCCAGUCGAACACCCUUAAAAGCUAGAAAGGUUUGUAAAUUAUAAAUGGAGCAAAAAUCGUUUUAAAAAUAAAAAAAAAAGCCAUUAUGUUCUGUAUAAAAUUGUGCCAUUUAGUGAUGAAAUAUAUAUGUAUAUAAUCAGUUGUACAGGAGAUUGAUUGCUCUAGCCAUAAUUUAACUAGCGAAUAUGUCUACAUUUGCUUUUUAGAUCUUUACUUUUAUUGUUGUAUGAGUUCAUAGUUUUUAUUUAAAUGUGCUUUGUACCUUUUUUUAAAAAACCCUGUGAAAUGUCAUUUAAAAUUUUUUGUAACCUCUGUUCUAGAAAACAUAAGCCAUCUGUGAUUUUUAAAGUCACAUUUUUAGAUUGCUGGUAUGUUUUAUGUUUUUAAAAUCAAAUAAAUUUAGCUUGGAAUACUAUUUUCAAAUAUGCUAAUCAAUGUCAGGAUUGAGUUCACCUUUGAGCAAUAACAUUUAGCACAAACAAAACUGUACCGGUAUAAUUUUUAAUAGUGAAUAAAUCACAUUUACACUGCUGGCACUUGUUUUCUUGAAUUGUAUAUUGUUUAGCUGUUGCAAGAAGGCUUGUGAUUGGUAUUUUAACACAAAAAUAUUAUUGAAAAGACCCUACUUGCUUGACCAUUGAAAAAAAAAAUUAUAUUAAAUUUAUUCAUAUUUGCGAAAUUGCUUUUAUAUGUUCAGAUUUCCCUUUCUGGUCUGAGGCAAAAAUUAUCUAAAUGUUAAAAUUAAUUGAAUUAUCCUUUUUACAUAGAAAUAUUUUAAGGCUAAUGUGAGGGCUACAAGAAUAAGCCUAUACAAAUAUAUAUAUCAUUGUCUUAAGGUUGCAAAUUAUUGAGCCCGUAAUAAGAGUUAAAAAUUUCAGAUUCAUAUAGAGUUGUGAAAAUAAUUUAUUUCCGUAUUUACUUGCAGAGUCAAAUGUGAAAUAUAACUAGACGAGACCCUUAAUAAAUUUAAAUAGUGAAUCCAAUCAUGACUAGCAAUUUCAGCUAUAAUUAUAAUCAAAAGAUGUGUGGUGCAUCAAAACGUUAAGUAAAUACAACAUCUUACAGGUACAUUUGAAUCUGGGUUUCCAAUUUUUGUAGACAUACAAUGUGUUUUCUAUUUUCCUUGCAUCUUAUUGGUGCCUAAAGGGUCAAUUGGAAAAAUAUAUAUGUAUAUUUUCAUGUUGUAUCAGUGUGUUACAGCAUUCAAAGGUGAAUAUUAUCUUUCAAAGGUUGAGUCAAGUCCCACUUUGUCUGUGAAAGUUAAAGUGCAAUACAGCAGGGUGAAUUUUUUUUAAAUCAAAUACUUUAACUUUUUUUCAAUGCUAACAAUUGUUAACUUUUUGUCCCAAUUGACAGCUCAAUGAAAUGCCAAAGACUCCUAACACUACUAGCAGAUUGCCUAAUUAUCAUUCAACACUUGUGAUGCAUUCACCAUUCGGCAGACAGCCUCUGUACACUCCUAAGGUACACAGAAGCUUAAACCGCCUGCAUAUAUUAACUUGACAAUUUUUGUUGUUUUUACUAAUCAACAUUUAAGUCCAUUUAAAAGAUUUUGCAUAUGUUAAGUUGUAUACAGAUCUGGCAUCUUUCUUUGAUUUUUUUUUUGUAUUACAGUUAUGCUGUAGCCAAAUAUUUCUAAGAGGAUGAAAAAAAGAAACAAUAAUGUCUUACUCUUAGCCACUGACAAUGAAAUAAGCAACUAAAAUUUAGAAUUAUUACUAGCUUGCAUAAACAAAGAUAUGUAAGCUGGAAGAUUUUUAUUGUCAGGUAUAUUUUUUGGCCAUAACAUGGAUAUAAAUAAAAUUUAAAACACAAUUUCCACCAUACUAAGUUUCCCUUUUUUUUUCUCCUUUGGUCAGACUCCUCAUAAUACUUCAGGGAAAAAGAGAAGGUCAGUGCGGUUGAUGAAAAGGGCAGCAACAGAGCGCAAAGGAAACAACAGUCGGCGCAAAUCGCGUGAAGUAUUCUCGCACACGACGGUAAGCAGCGAAGAUCAUGGCACUUCAACCCUGGCUUCACACGGAUCCUACCAUGACUUUGCUGUACGCUUAUCUUUUGUAAUGUGUUUGUUGUUUCCUCCACAAUGCAGCACAAGAUAGUUUUCAAGCAGUAUAAAUAAGACAGUGUUGAAAUCUAAGUUUCUGUGAAUCCAAGGAUGGUAUAGUUUUUGUCAACCCUUUGAAUUCCUUUUUAGUUCAUUUUGCAAUUUUUUUUUUUUUUAGUUUGGGGGAGUGGGUGGUCAUUCCAAACAUUGGAGAGUGCUAAGUUCUUUGGGUUUUUUUUUUUUUUUUUUUUUAACUCUUUCCUUCAAAGACAAAAAUUUUUUUUUUUUUUUUGUUUUUUUUUUUUUUUUUUUUUGCAAUUUUUUUUUUUUUUUGUUUGGGGGAGUGGGUGGUUAUUCCAAUUAUUGGAGAGUGCUAAGUUCUUUGGGUUUUUUUUUUUUUUUUCUUUGAACUCAUGCCUUCAAAGACAAGACUUUUUAUAUAUUUUUUAAAUUGGUGCUGCAUUGUUCUGUUAUGUUGAAAAUAACAGCUACAUUUUGGUUCUUAAAGCAAGUAGAUUUUGAAAGUUGCUUUCAUUUGGGAGGUUUGGUGUCGGUUAUAUAUAACCUAGAAAAACUAGACUGGUUUAAGAACCAAAUGGUUACUGUUGCAAUAUUUAGAUUUUAUUUUUUAUUAUUUUGAAUUUUUCCCCCCUUAAACUUAAAAUAAUCUAAAUUAUAUGUUGUUUUUUUUAUUUAAAAAAGUACUGCGCAUUUUAAUUUUCUGUUCCUUUUAAGAGCCUUUGUGUCGGCUUUAUCUAUGAAUUAUUAAUAUUAGUAUAUUUUUCUAUUAAUAAAAAAGCAUUAAAAUUUAUAAAGCUUAAAAUGAAUGCGCUUGAAAUGUAAUUUUCUUUCAUGAGUAGAAGGUCUUCCAUUGUAACUAUAAGUAUAAGAGUAAAUGAGAUAGAUUGUCUAGAAUAAACAUGCAAACAUGGACUCUCCCAGGCAUUGAAAGGGUCAUAAAAUAUCUACUGUAAUAAAAAUAAUGUAUACAUUAGCCUUAAAGUUUUUAAAAAAUGAUAGGGGAUUAAAUUAUUUCUCUUGCUAAAUCAUAUACAGUAACAAUAGCUCUAAUUUUCAUGUAUUUUUAUAACUUUUCAUUUUUUUUGUAUAACUAGAAUUUUGUGAGUGCAUCCAAAGCUUCUUCGCCAAGUGCUGAACAAUUUUAGGGAUUUUAAAUGAUCUGGUGAGCAUGCUAAUUUUGGCAUGCUUUACCUUGCUACCAUUGUCCUUUUUUUUUUUUUGGAUGUUUCCCAUUGUUGAAAAGGAAUGACUUGUUCUGAUCUAAAUAAAUCUUUAACAUGGUCUACAACCACAUAAAAAAAAAAAAUGAACAAUUUUAGGGAUUUUAAAUGAUCUGGUGAGCAUGCUAAUUUUGGCAUGCUUUACCUUGCUACCAUUGUCCUUUUUUUUUUUUGGAUGUUUCCCAUUGGUGAAAAGGAAUGACUUGUUCUGAUCUAAAUAAAUCUUUAACAUGGUCUACAACCACAUAAAAAAAAAAAUCUGUUCCUCUUUGUUGAAUAAUGUCAGACCUGUUUACUCUUAGGAUUUUGGCGUACAGUGUAUGAUUUUUAGGUGCAUACAUUAUAUAUAAUAAUUAAGAUAAUGUAUUGAAAGAUUUUGUGUUGAUAUUGUACGAUUUUAAGAGUUUUAGGGUAAACAGGUCUGUAAUUAUGCCUUUUGAAACUUGCACUCUUAAAAAAGGGAAUACCGGUAAUUAAUUUAUGGACAUAGUUGGCAAGGUCAGGCUAUGUCAGCUUAUUUAACUUAUACUUAUAUUAAUGGUUCAAUUGUCCCCUGGUAUCAGUGGAACCAGUAAUGAAACUGCAGUUCAUUUUGAUAUUUCUAGCAAUUCCUAUUUCAAUAGUUUUUAAAAAAUUUAUGUCAUACCGGGUAGUCCUUUAUGAUGGGAUUUCAAAUUUUGGCUACAAAUCAAAUAGAUAGUUGAGAAACUGGAGACAGUUAAAUUAAAGUAUUAGAUGUACAUCCACACAUGAUGUUGCAAUCCAUACUGUACACAGAAAGCAGUCUUAUUGACUUCUUUCAGCUUAAUAAUUCAUGAAAUUCUUUCAUUUAAAAAUACAAAUUCUGCUCCCUUCCUGAGCUUUAACUUUUUGCACCAGGGCUCAUAACAUAUUAUGGACACCCUGUACCUUAAAAGUUGUGUUUCCUGUUGAAUAGUGAAGAUGCUAUUUUAUCCAUUUUUUAGUGUGCUAAAACUUAUAGAUGCCACCUUACAGGCUAGUGUGUAUUAAAAUAUUAUAAACAAUUUAUUUCUUCUAAUAUGCUUUGGACGUGGUUUUAAUUAGGAUACAAAAUAAAAUCCUGCUACCGGGUACUGCUAAAAAAAACAAUGCAUUUACUAUUACUAUAUAAAAAAAAUUGUAAGCUUUUUAAAAGUUAAGUAAAUAUAUUCUUCAUGAAAUUGCAUUAUUUAAAAAUCAAUAAUUUGUCUACAUCCUUAUUACUGCGUUAUCAUUUAUUGAUUUCUAAAUGGUGUAAGAUGUCUUCAAUAAUUUUUAUUUCAUUAAAACUAUUUUCCUUUGUUUCAGAUUGGAUUGUCUCGACCACAUUGCCGCAGUAGUGUUGUGCCUUCUGCUAAUCUUACUUCAAAACCUAAAUAUUAGCUAUCUACUUGUGGGUACUGCUGGAACUUGUACUUAGCAGUUCAUUUGACUGUGAUUUGAUUGGUACUGUUGUGAAUGAAAUGUGAAGUUAUCUGAAUUUCAACUCAUCUGAAACAAAUUUAAACAUUUUUUAAAGGUUGUAGCAUGUCCUUUAAAUUAAGUAACAUAAUAUGUACGUAGUUAAUAUUUAUUUAAUAAGUUGAUAAGCUGUGCAUUAUUUAUAAUUAUACAUUUUCCAGGUGCAUGUAGGGUGGGAAACUGACCAUUUUCAUUAAUUCCAAUGAGACAUUAUAUCAUUCAUAUACUGUAUUUGUUGUAACAUGGAAAAUCCAUUUUGCAAAAGAAUAUUUUGCCAUGAAUCAUGCAGCUAUUGAAUAUUAAAUUUAAGUCCCAAAAAAAUAGACCAUUCUUGCAGUUAAACAAAAUUUGAUACUCUACCGGUAUUGUCUUUAUUUUUAAUAGCACUGAUUUCAAUGUAAUAUUGCCCUUCGGACAUUCUGGGUGCUUCAUCAUUGUGGGGUGAUACUUAAUGCCUCUGUUUACUGUUGGUAUAAAUUUAUAAACCAGAAUCAAUAGCUUUUACCUUUUAAAUUUCACUAUUCGGUGCUAAAUCAAAAUAUUCAAUAAAACCCUACUGUGUAUAUACUUUGUGCAUUUAUUUCAUUUAGUUUCAUCAAAAUCUGUUCAUAUUUUUGUGACUUAAUUAUUUUGCACAUUUUUGCUCUGUAUAUUGUGACUGGCUUUGUAAAUAACAUUUGAGUGAGUGAAGCAAGUAGUAGUUACAGAUCAGUGUUUCCCAACCUUUUGUGUGGUCUUGCAACCCCCACAAUAUGUUUGACAAGCGUUGCACCCACUACAAUUAUAACAAAGCAUUUUAAAAAUUGAAAAAGGACUUUAAAUUUAUUUGUAAAAGUUAAUGGAUACUCUGUUCUUUAAUUUUAAUUAAUAUUACAGCCACCUCACACCCCAGGUUAGGAAACACUGUUGUAGUGUUCAUUACAUACUGGUAGUAGACAAUAUACUUCAUUACUCAUUGUAUUUUAAAAAUUUAAAAUUGUUAGCAAAAUAAAAGUUUUGAAGUUAUGUUUCUAUAAAACAAACUUGUAAGAUACAUAGAAAUCACAAUAUGACUUUGCAUUAUUUAUCCCGGACUUACUUGAAACUGCAUGAUGCAAAGGUGCUUUUGCUAAGAAUUAAAAUACUGGUAACAUACAUUUAUCAAUUACUUUUAACUUUUAAUGGUAAAAAAAAAUACAAAGUAGUACAGUGUAAACAGAAUAGAAUUGAGCCAUUCAUUUAUUUUAUCAUGCCGAAAACCACAUUUUUUUGCAGGAAUAUUUAAAUAUUGAAAUCUGUUCAGCUAGCUCAAAUCUAGUGAAAGUGUUUCUUCAGUACCGGUACAGUACCAAUGUAAUCUGUAAGAUAUAAAUUAAUUUUAUGAAAGGUAACAUAAAUUUAAGUCUUUUACUUUUACAUAUUUUUUGAAAAACUUAUGAAAUAUAUUGUCUUCCAUUUGUGUAAACCUCUCACCUAGCGUGACAUGUCAUAAGGGAAUUAUGUUAACAGGUGUUAAUCAUUAAUUGUUCUUUUGAAUUUUAUCAAAUUAAAACAAAGACAUUAUUUCACUGAAUAGAUUAAAAAAUAAAAAGGCAGAUUUAUUAUUAUGAUUUUUCUCAUCUUUCUCUCACAUCUCUUUAAAAAAAUUUUUACGUUAAUCUAGAUGACUCAAAUUUCUGAAUAACCAUAUCUUUUAAUAUGAAAAUUCUGUAAAUACACAUUUUUAAAAACUUAAAGUAAAUUGACAUUUUGACAUUUAAACUCCUAAUGAUAAAACUUUCACUGCAUUUACAAUUUGUUCUUGGGUACCAGUACAAAAGACAUCUAAAGAUCUGAGGAAUGCAGCUUAUUUUGUACUGGUAUCUGUAAUGUAAUCUUAACAUGUUUUGUACUGUAAAUAUUUUAUAUAUUAUUAUUAUGCCAUUUCUGC